Lodderomyces oxycetoniae is the source of this 342-nucleotide messenger RNA. RefSeq lists its product as uncharacterized. The coding region runs from base 1 to 342 and encodes 113 amino acids. The transcript has a single exon. Lineage: Eukaryota; Fungi; Ascomycota; Pichiomycetes; Serinales; Debaryomycetaceae. The record is from RefSeq and is a predicted model, not a curated record.
AUGGAGACCAUUACUAGCUUAAAGCUGCUUGUAGCAACUUAUCAUAUAAAGAGAGCGAAGCUUAAGGAGUUUGGGUUGGACAAGGUUGAGUAUGAACUUUUGAUCGAUGUUUCAGAUAUUCCCAAUCCAUUGUCGUACCCAAAACCUCCUGAUUUAGUUUCCAAAAAUGGAUCAAUCAUCAAGUUUGAUUCAGAUAGAGGUGAAAAGGUUGGUAGUGAAGGUUUGGAGGGGGAUGAGGUGAAGGAAAACUCUGAUUUACUUUUCUUUUCGGAUGAUUUUGAGUUUGCUCAGUCGCCGGGUAUUUUGCAGUCUUCACAAUUCAUCUUGGAUUCUGAACACUAG